Messenger RNA from Sabethes cyaneus, 2837 nucleotides. Its product is annotated as guanylate kinase. The record is from RefSeq and is a predicted model, not a curated record. Gene Ontology annotation, biological process: purine nucleotide metabolic process. Lineage: Eukaryota; Metazoa; Arthropoda; Insecta; Diptera; Culicidae. The coding region runs from base 98 to 889 and encodes 263 amino acids. Gene Ontology annotation, molecular function: GMP kinase activity. The transcript has 4 exons. Gene Ontology annotation, cellular component: cytosol.
UCGAAGCAGCUGAGCUUGCUGUCCUGUUUAGUAGUAAAUCACAAUUUGUACCGAAAAGCCGGGAGUGCGAGUAUUGAUUAGUGAAAAAUUUCCAUUGAUGUUACUUAACAUCUCUUUACGGGUCAAUCACAGUGCCAAAAGUAGUCUGCCGAUUUUACGAAGGCUUUAUCAGUCGCACACCGCCAAGCAGCAACUUCAACCAAGCCAAAUAUUUAUCAUCUCAGCUAAAGCAUUUUCCCGAUUGAGCAACAUGGUCAGACAAGGCCCGCGCCCACUGGUUAUUUGUGGCCCAUCCGGAUCAGGCAAGAGUACCCUGUUGAAGAAGCUGUUCAAGGAAUUCCCGGACACAUUUGGUUUCAGUGUGUCACAUACCACCAGGAAACCUCGCCCCGGAGAGGAAGACGGAGUCCACUAUCACUUCGUUUCGCUGGAAGAAAUGCAAGCUGCUAUUGAGAAAGGGGAGUUUAUUGAAACUGCCGUUUUCAGUGGAAACAUGUAUGGAACCAGUAAAAAAGCCGUAGAAAACGUUCAACAGCAGGGCAAGGUGUGUGUGCUGGAUAUAGAAAUUGAGGGUGUGAAACAGGUUCGUAAUUCUGAUCGGUUGAACCCGCUGUUGGUGUUCAUCAAUCCACCGUCAGUAGCUGAACUGGAGCGUAGGUUGCGAAACCGACAAACCGAAACCGAGGAGAGUUUACAGAAACGUCUCAAUACCGCAAGAGUUGAGAUCGAAUAUGGUUCCACUCCCGGUAAUUUCCACAUUGUAGUCUACAACAACGACCUGAAACAAGCGUACGCUGACCUGCGGGAUUUCAUUGUGCGCGAAUUAGAGACCCAACAGAAUCAAGGUAUCAACGUCAGUUUGACUCGUGUUCCCUUGAAUGAUGAUUAAUCAUCCGGUCGGCUCGACCGAGCGUUUUGAGUGCAUUUGUAGUUGCGUUAUCAACCGUGCGGUGUCGAGACAAAAAGCCAAAUAGAACGUGCUAUAGGCUACUCGCCCGAGAUCUUUCCCAGUCCGCUAAUCUAACCUUUUUACUAAACUCUAACCACAAACAUAUUUUUAACACAAAACUCACAAACAUUGCAUGUAUCGGUAUUAUUGAUAUGCAUCAUUCCAGCCUUCGGAAACAGAGUUUCGACAUUUAAACUAUUCAAACGGGUGCAAAAACCUCCCAUAUUUUCCAUUGUAAGCGUUUAUAUGGUGCUUAGAAACUAAUGUCAUAGUCAGUGUAGAAAAAUAUCUCAUACAUACCGCUACAAGUCAUUUUUAAUAUGGCAGAUAUAGAUUGUGUACCUUAAAAUGGUACUUGUUCACAAUGUAUUUAGUAAAGUAAAUAUAAAUUGUUAGAAACCACACUUGUUACGUAGAAAAACCGUCGAAUUUAUAAAUCGUGACAUGCGAUUUUAUUUCGCUAAAAGUAAAUUAGCAAUAAAAGUGAUUCGUUGAUUAAUUCACUUAGUCAAAAUAUACAUUCCUUACAAUAGCGUUAAUUCAUAUUGAAAUUGGUGUAACUUUUCUCAUCAAAUAAUACUCUAUUUGUAAAUUAUCUAAAUAUUCAAGUUUCUGACACUGUUUCCUCUGUUGUUUAAAAUCUCAUUACAUACAUAUUUUGUCCAGUUCAAUAAAACUAACAGUCGCAUUGCUAUUUACUAAUAAACAUCCCAAAAUACUAUUGCUGAUUUCCUCUAAUAAUACUGACCACAUUAAGUUGUGUUUGUUUGGUGAUUAAGUUUUUAACAUGACUAAAGCCUCUAACCUUUCGUUUCCUUGCGCGAGGUCAACGAGUGUUUAUCAACCAAUUAUUGACAGGCCGUUAAUGAUACCCUUUUUAACUUGCGUGUCAUCUUUGUACACAAGCAUGUGCGGCUUGAGCUAUAAAUUUGGUUUUCUUAUUGGACCGCAAUUUGAUUUCCAUCAAUUAUAAUAUUAACGUUUUCAUUUUUUUUGUAUCUUUCUCUUUCCUUCAAACAAUGCUAUUCUUUUACAAAAAUUACAAAUGCAAAACAGAAAAUUUGUUCAUACCGUCGAUAGUUACAGAAUAUAAGAGAUGCGAUUCUUAAGCAAGUCAUUAUUGGUUAGAAGUCGUAAGCCGUGUACUAAUACUGCUCUUUAGGUAUACGUUCACUGCCGUGAAUCGCAUAACAGUCAAAUUUAUAUAGGAAACUAUAGAAAAUGGAACCGUUAUGCGAUUCACGAUAGUUCAGCUCUCAUACACAUUAUACAAUGCAUAGGUUCACACCAAAUAACUCAUCUUUUGUAACACAAUACGCACCAAAACUGAAAAUGUAAAAGCCACUUAAGAAACGUAAUCCCACUGAAACGAAAAGCUGCUAACAAAAAUUUAUAGUGCUUAGUGUCAGGUAGCAGAGUGUAGGUACGAAUGAGAAGCGGAAGCGGAAAUCGUGUGCCCGAAUUGGAGGAAAGCUACUUGUGUAUUUAGGCAGUUAGUUUUAAGCUCUCAUCUAUUUUAUCGUCUAUAAAUGGGUUGCCAUUACCGCGCUACACCGGUGCCACCGUUUGCAUCUACAGAUCGGUGGAACACAGAGGAUGGUGCUUGAGUAUUAUCAAAACCAGCUGCGAGGUCAUAACAGAUAGGACAAGAAACAAAAACAAAACAAAAAAAUUGAUUAGAAGACCUCUGUAUUUACCUGUCAAUUUUGUCUUUUUGUAAUUAUGUUUUACUACUGGACUUUUUACCGUAUCGAUAGGAUGAACUGAGAAAUCCCACGCUGAAUUACCCUAUUAUAUGUAAUUGACGUGUACUGAAACCAUAGGAUGAUUUAACAAAACAAACCUACAAGCAUGUGUUAUUCACCAAAGCAUCAAUAAAUGAAUGCAU